GAUUACUUGAAGAUCAGUUGGAGUUGGUGUUUCAGGGUAAACAUCAGUAUUGGUGCUUUAGAAGAAAGGAUGAUGCUUUCUGGAAUGCAUACCGUGGCAGAUAUAUUUUGUUGCUGUUGUGGACAAAUUGUUGGCUGGAAAUAUGAGGCAGCUCAUGAGAAAAGCCAAAAGUACAAGGAAGGGAAAUUUGUUCUCGAGAGAGGGAGGAUCGUCGACGAAAUUGAUUUUUCAACAGAAGUUUAUAUUGACACUCGCCCUAACGUGAUGAGUGAUACCGAGGACGUUUAGGAUGUAACUUUGUGAAAAAUAAGAUCAGAUGCACUUGUUUUGCAAAUAUGUACUGAGGUUGUAAGUUGUUGGGAAGAUCUCGACCCUAUGGUUUCAUAACGGAAGAAUUAUUUUAUUCGGUUUUAUUUGUUAAUAAGCAUCUUUUCCGCCCCUUUAUCGAGUGUUGCACUCCACUGUUAGAAUAUGAAUAAUAAGUUAUAUGGUGUAUUAUCUGCCUUAA
Molecule: messenger RNA, 508 nt
Organism: Carica papaya (papaya)
Lineage: Eukaryota; Viridiplantae; Streptophyta; Magnoliopsida; Brassicales; Caricaceae
Source: RefSeq, a predicted model, not a curated record